UCGCCCUACGCGAGGCAACACAAAGCAGUCUGGCUAUGCGAGGCAGUGGCCGCGGUAUUUUCAACAUGGCGGAACAGCGAACUGAAAUGUGGAGAAAAGAAUUAUUACAGAGAGAAAUUCAAGAACUUACGGUGUUGCAGAACGAAUUGAGUAAUCUCAAAGCAAACAGGUCAGUGUAUACUCAACAAGGUAACAGUGACGUCUACUUCAAAACUGAUCAUGUACACACUCUUAGUCACAUCAAUCAUCUAUUGGAUGAACGCACUCAAGAAUGGAAUAAACUCACAAAGCAAAACUUUGCUGAGCAAACUGACAAAUGAAACGAAAAUUUUCAUGGACGUGUAGAGCAUUAGCUCAUAUAUACACUCAGGAAUAAUAGAGUUGGUAUAUGUAAGAAUUAAAAUACAGUUUUUCUUUAUUUAUCGUGUGGUUUCAAA
This is a messenger RNA of Corticium candelabrum, 437 nucleotides long. Its product is annotated as ASNSD1 upstream open reading frame protein-like. The coding region runs from base 36 to 320 and encodes 94 amino acids. The transcript has 4 exons. The record is from RefSeq and is a predicted model, not a curated record. Lineage: Eukaryota; Metazoa; Porifera; Homoscleromorpha; Homosclerophorida; Plakinidae.